AUGCAGGUAUUUGGCAAAAUGUUUCCGCCGCCUUCUUCCCCAACCAGGGCCAAGGCUCCGGCCUCGCGGUUCCCCAACAUCAUGGGUGCGGUGCGUCGGCCGCCCAAGCUGGUGACGCUGUUUCUGCUCCUGGCCUGGAUAUACCUGUGCUCCAUGUGGUUCCCCAUCCGGGGAUUCUCGUCGUCGUCGGACACGGCGCAGCCCGAGGCGGUGCACGAGGAGCACCAUCACGUCGAUUCGGGGCCGCAGUUUCCGGUGGUGCAGACACAGGCGCAGGAUGCCAAGCAUGACCAGAAGGAGGACCAGAAGCAGGACCAGAACCAGCAGCACCAGCAGCAGCAGUCUUCGGCGCAGAGUGGCCAGCAACAGACUCAAGAUUCGCCCGCCAAAGACGCCCAGCCUUCCUCGCCCGCCCCCUCCUCCUCCUCGUCCAUCACCCACGCCCUCCCAGAAGACAGCUCCGAGCUCGUCCUCGCCGGCUGGGACUCGUACAACAGAACCUGGCUGGACAAGUUCCUGCCAAACUGGAAAAUCAACUUUUACAUGGCUGACGACCCUGAAAAGUCGGAGCUCAAGUUCCCCGCCAAAAAGGGCAACGAGGCCAUGAUAUACCUCAGCUACAUCAUUGACCGCUACGAAUCCCUCCCCGCACACGUCGUCUUCUUCCACUCGGACCGCUUCAACUGGUAUACCGACGACCCGGACUACGACUCGCUCCCGCUGCUCAAGGCCCUCAAGCUCGACUACGUCAAGGAGCACGGCUUCGUCAACCUCCGCUGCACCUGGAUGCUCGGGUGCCCCGCCGAGAUCAAGCCCUCGCUGGACGAGAGCUCGUCCUCCAGCCCCGGCGCGCCCGUCCACGCCAAGCACGUCUACAAGAAGGCCUUUACGGAGCUCUAUCCGGACCUGCACGUCCCCGCCGUGGUGGGCACCUCGUGCUGCGCCCAGUUCGCCGUCCACAGGGACAGAAUCCUGAGGCGGCCCAAGAAGGACUACGAGCACUAUCGCGACUGGCUGGUCAAGACGGAUCUGGGUGACGACUUGAGCGUCCGCGUCUUUGAGUAUUCCUGGCAUAUCAUGUUUGGCAAGGCCGGCGUCUAUUGCCCCAAAGUCGACACGUGCUACUGCAAAGUGUACGGCAUGUGCGAUCUCAAGUGCGACCAGAUGGGCUGCGAAGGUCGGUACACGAUGCCUCCCUCGCAGAACUUGCCCUCGGAGUGGCCCAGGAAGGGAUGGAACGGCGAAGAUCGAAAGUGGUCGGGAGAGCUUUGA
Molecule: messenger RNA, 1272 nt
Organism: Ustilaginoidea virens
Lineage: Eukaryota; Fungi; Ascomycota; Sordariomycetes; Hypocreales; Clavicipitaceae
Exons: 3
Coding region: 1-1272 (423 amino acids)
Source: RefSeq, a predicted model, not a curated record